Pristis pectinata (smalltooth sawfish) is the source of this 4011-nucleotide messenger RNA. It is a transcript of the gene znrf3, whose product is annotated as zinc and ring finger 3. NCBI's taxonomy places the organism in Eukaryota, Metazoa, Chordata, Chondrichthyes, Rhinopristiformes, Pristidae. Bases 286 to 2871 code for a protein of 861 amino acids. Gene Ontology annotation, biological process: ubiquitin-dependent protein catabolic process; Wnt receptor catabolic process; negative regulation of canonical Wnt signaling pathway. Gene Ontology annotation, molecular function: ubiquitin protein ligase activity; frizzled binding. The transcript has 9 exons. The record is from RefSeq and is a predicted model, not a curated record.
CUGUGGAAGGCGAGCAGCGAGUGAGCAGAGGAGAGGCGAGCAGAACCAUGUAAUUGACAAGGCUGUUCCAGUGAAAUCGACACACUGCCCAGAGAAGGAUCGGCGCCGGUCACCAAGUGGUCUUUGCUUUAUUUUUGGGAGGGUUGUUUCCACUUUAGAAAAAAAAGCAAAUUAAAGUUUUUUUUUCUCUAGACAUCUGUCAACGGAAAGGACAAACAUCAAGCCUCGCGCAAGCCAGGAUUAAUCAGAAAUUAUGUCCCGAUCAGCGCUAGUACAACCGGCAAGAUGAUGUUAAGGGGAGCUGAGUUGGUGCUUGUGCUCUUGGUAGUGGCGGUAACAAGUUUGGGGUCCGUUUGUGCCAAGGAGACUGCCUUUGUGGAAGUGGUGCUUUUCGAGUCCAGUCCCAAUGGUGAAUAUACAACUUUUACAACGGACUUGCAAGGCCGAUUCUCCCGGGCAGGAGCCACGAUCAGCGCAGAGGGAGAGAUUGUGCAGAUGCACCCAUUGGGACUAUGCAACAACAAUGAUGAGGAGGACCUGUACGAGUAUGGAUGGGUGGGAGUGGUGAAGCUGGAGCAACCAGAACUGGAUCCCAAACCCUGUCUCACUGUACUGGGCAAGGCAAAGCGAGCAGUCCAGAGAGGAGCGACAGCUGUCAUCUUUGAUGUGUCCGAAAACCCAGACGCCAUUGAUCAGUUGAAUCAAGGCUCAGAGGACCCGUUGAAACGGCCUGUGGUUUACGUCAAGGGUAUUGACGCGGCGAGGUUAAUGAACAUUGUUAACAAGCAGAAAGUGGCGCGGGCACGGAUCCAACACCGACCACCACGGCCCACGGAAUACUUUGAUAUGGGAAUCUUCCUGGCUUUUUUUGUGGUGGUUUCCCUUGUCUGUCUGGUUCUACUCAUUAAAAUCAAGCUCAAACAACGCAGGAGUCAGAGUUCGAUGAAUAGGAUGGCUCUCCAAGCCCUCGAGAAGAUGGAGACGAGGAAGUUCAAAUCAAAGGGCAAAGUUUCUCGAGAAGGCAACUGCAGCGCCUCAGAUACACUGAGUAGCAGCUCCACCUCAGAUUGUGCCAUCUGCUUGGAAAAAUAUGUCGACGGAGAGGAGCUGCGUGUGAUCCCCUGCACUCACCGGUUCCACAAGAAGUGUGUGGAUCCCUGGCUCCUGCAGCAUCAUACAUGUCCUCACUGCAGGCACAAUAUUAUUGAAAGGAAGAAAGAAAGCAGUGGCCCCAUGUGCGUCGAAGCCGAGGGCCAAGGGCGUAGCCGGCAGCGGGUGGUGCUCCCCGUCCACUAUCCUGGACGCGUGCACAGGACGAGCCAACUGACCACCUAUCCCACCAGGACUAGCAUGGAUCCACGUGGGAAUCCUGUCACGGUGCUCACGGUGGAGCAGCACAGCGAGCAGGGGCUAUACCCAGCGCAGUCAGGCACUUACGUCCGGAGCUACCCACCCGUCCACUUGGACCACGGCUUGGGCGCCCACCAUUGCAACCUGGAGCACCGCGCCUACCCUCAGAGCCACACCUUCCGGAGGCCCAAAUUCAACGGGCGGGGCUACUCGAGGGCCCCUUGCUUUUCCCAGUACGAGACCAUGUAUCAGCAUUACUUCAUCCAAGGGCUGAGCUACCCGCAGGCAGAAUCCCAGCCGGGGAUCAACAGUCACAAGGGUCCGGCCCGCGGGUUUCAGGCGGGCGGGAGCAUGUUGUAUCCCACCAUGGUCCACAUACCACCGUCGUCCCAUCUGGAUGGGGGAAGCGGCUCCAGCUUCGGCUGCUACCACGGCCACCGGUCGGUGUGUAGCGGUUACCUGGCCGACUGCCCCGGCAGCGACAGCUCCAGCUCCAGCUCUAGCUCAGGCCCUUGCCACUGCUCCUCCAGUGACUCCAUGCUGGACUGCACCGAGGUCAGCAACCAGGGAGUGUAUGGCAGCUGCUCCACCUUCCGCAGCUCCCUCAGCAGUGACUAUGACCCCUACGUCUACCGGAGCCGAAGUCCGUGCCGCGGCGGCGAGUUGGCGACCGGCCGGACCGGGGCCCUGCUGAUGGAAGGGCCUCAGGAGAGCGGCAGCAGCCUGUCAAAAUAUGGCUGCCCCUCUCCCGACGCGGGACCCCUGGCCUCGCCUGGGGACCAGCUCUCGGACUGUAGCAUGGACAUGAACUACAGCAGCAGCUCCUCGCUGGAGGACAGGGAUCCGAGCGCCGCUGUCUCCGCCUCCUCGGAAGGCAGGCCCGAGGACUGCAGCGGCCCGGUUGAGCAGGCCUGCGCCUGCUGCUUCGAAAUCCACACAGCGGACUGCAAGGGGGCGGAGAGCGGCCGCUUCUCGCUGCUCAACGGGCCAUGCCGGAGGGCCUCCGAGCCCAGGACUGCCUUGCCGGCGUCAUACAGUGUUACCGCUGGCCGCCCAUGCUGGACAGAUCCGGGCAAGCGCCGGGCCCCGGCCCGCUGCUUUUAUGAGGAGAAGCAGGUGCAUGUCCCGGCCAAGGACUGCGCCGUCAACGUGCGGUACACCCAGGCUGACGAGACCACUCGCGACCCCCAGGCCACCGCCACGCCCUCCUCCUCCUCCUCGCCCCCUGGCAGCCGUGAGCUGGCCCAGCGCGUCGCCAUCAUCCCCGAGGACACGGACGGCGAGCCGGCGGUGGCGGCAGGGACCGAGGCCGCCAGGCUGCGUGGGCCCGAGGGAGCAGUGCGGCGGCGGGGGGAUGCGUGUCCUGCCCCGCUGCCACCCCUCCACCACCUCCCCCAGCCGGAUGCCGCCUUUCAGAACAUUUGCUCCAGGCUCCACGAGUCCACCAUGAGGAGUAGCUCAGCGGGGUCCGGACCAUCUCUGAUGCUAGAGAAAGAUUUUGUCACUGAACAGAACAUCUGAUUUUUUUAUAUAUAAAUAUAUAUAUGUGUGUAAAUAAGUACGGAGAUACGGGAAGCAAUCAAUAAAACUCCAAACCCAGUCCUUAACCGACUGUUUUAGCUUUGACAAAACACACAUAAGUGGUAACAUGGAGGAAAACACCAAAUCUGAUGCAUCUUCCCACGACUCAGUUCGUGCUGCUUGUCUUGUGAGAUCAAGAUCUGCUGUUAUUUAAAACCCUGCUGCCCUUUGUUGCAAGGCAACAAAACUACUGUUGUCAAGGAACAUCAGGAAUAAACUUUGAUCUGUUGUCCAAGGGAUUUUUGAGCCUUCUACAUGCUCAGGGUUACGGUUGCCUUAGUAAGUCAGCAAUAUGAAAUGUAAGAAGAGCAAACAGAGAAGGGUUGGGGGAAAUGAAGAGGCUGCAGAAGGGAAAAUUUGAGGGAGGGGAAACAAGUAGGGGAAGGGGGGGUUGGGGAUGGGGAGGGAAGCAACAGCCAAUUUAUGGCUGUGACUGAAUGUUUUUCACUGUGCUGUAUCAAGAGGAUCAGAUUAGCUAUAACAAGCACUCAUGGAAGCCAUGGAACAAGCUUAGUGACACUGCAACAGUUGAGUGUAUGUUUUGUGCAUCCAUAUUGAAAGGCACCACAGUAGAGUUUUAUGUACACAAUAAUGCCUUUACUGCCUGACCAAUCCAAGCAAAGUAACAAUUUUGUUGGGUACUUAAGGCACUAUUUUAUAUUUGUAGCACUUAAAAGAUUUGUCUGAAAUUUCUUGUAAAGAAUUAUAAAAUGGUCAAGAGUUCUUUCCGUCAUUACCAGUUUUUUCUAACGUGUUAAAAAGGCUAGAAAUUGUCUGUGUAUAUUCUGUAUAUGUAUAGCGGCACAUUUCAUUUAUGGAAAUAUGUUCUCAGAAUAUUUAUUUACUAAUAUAUUUAUCUUAAGCCAUGUCUUAUGUGGAGAGUGUAUGACAUUAUGAAAUAAUCAUUGAAAAAUCACUAACAUGGGACCUUGUAAAUACAUGAUAAUUGCACACAAAGAUUAAAUAUUCUCUGACCAAAAACUGAUUUUAAAUUUUAGUACUAUACAGUUUUGUAACAAAAAAUGUACAAAUGUCUGUGGAAAAAUACAGUUUUAUCAAGUAAAGCUUUACUGACGCUUU